AUGGCCGGCGAGAGGCAACCAAGCCAGAACGCCCAUUUGCCUACCGAUAUGGAUCAUAUGCAUUUUCACGCCAUCCAGCGGUCGAAUGGGAGAACGGAGUCCACCUCUACAGAGAAUGUGCCAUCCCGAAUUCAACAAGAUCUUGAGAAUCGUCCUCAUCUCGCUCCUCGAAAUGUGGACAUCACCAAGAAAGUGUCGCCCUACGGACACGACGAUGCAGCCGACGUACAGACAAUGGCCAGUCUCUCCAAACGCCAAAUCCUAAACGAUGCAUCCUUCAAUGCCAGCCUCACGUCGCAGGGAGACUCGGAACAAGGAAGCCUGCCGCCCGUUGAAAGACAUCUCCAAGUCGCAAUUCCAACCUCCUCUCCAGGGCUCACCACAUUCGCCUACCAACGGGCUCUGCGCAAUCGCAUCGAAGCUUCCAAGCUCUUGAAAGACAACACCUACGACCUUACUAGAUACACGCCCACAUUCAUUCACGAUGCACUAAUGCUACCCGGCUCGCUUGCCGGUCUCCUUUCCAAAGGGUCCGCGGGAGACCUGAUCAACCGCAUGACUCCAGCCUUCCUGCCCGGCUGCCACGCACACCUUGAUCAGGAAAGUCUCCAGCCCUGUCUCGUUCGCGCCGACAACGCGCAAUCUUACGUGCAAGGCAUGCUAGUCUUCGGUCAAGGCAAGGCUUCAAGAGAUGCUGUCCACCAGCACUACCGACCCGGAGCCAAGCGGCGCAAAGUGGGAGUCGAGAUCGAUGUGGAGUGGACGAUUGAGGACUCUUUGGCGGGCACUUUGGAAGAAGAAAUGCCAAUGAGGAUCGAGUUGGAUGGCAAGGGCGAUGAAGCUCACGAGGAGUGGCUCACAGAGGAUAGCAGCGUGGCUACUUUGGCAGGCAAAGAAGAGGGGCAGGUCAAUGGGAAGCACGAAGCACCGGCUUUCUAUUCCUUUGAGAGGGACACUUGGUUGGAGUGA
Molecule: messenger RNA, 969 nt
Organism: Zymoseptoria tritici IPO323
Lineage: Eukaryota; Fungi; Ascomycota; Dothideomycetes; Mycosphaerellales; Mycosphaerellaceae
Exons: 3
Coding region: 1-969 (322 amino acids)
Source: RefSeq, a predicted model, not a curated record